AUGUUGAAUUGUAGCAACAGGAGUACAGAGCCUAAACAAUGUGAAAACCUGGGAUGGGAAGACAAGGAAGAACACGUUGCUUUCGUUAAAGUUGGAGUCUUAGGGUUUAUCUUCGUCUUCGCCGCUUGUGGGAAUUUGAUUCUCUUGUACGCGCUUUGGAGGAAACGGAAAAGAAAUUCGCGUACACACCUGUUUCUUCUCCAUCUCUGCUUCGCGGACCUGGUGGUGGCGUUCUUUCAAGUCCUUCCUCAGCUCUCCAUGGAAAUAACUUACCGUUUCAAAGGCACCGACGUUGCUUGCAGAGCCGUGAAGUACCUUCAAGUCGUCGGGAUGUUCGCCUCAACUUACAUGAUAGUCGUAAUGACCGUCGACCGCUAUAAUGCUGUGUGCAGACCCAUGGUAUCGUUCUUUAGAGGUUCUUUCCGCAGAUAUAUUUCUAUAGGGGCGGCUUGGCUGAUAUCGCUAGCUUUCAGCACCCCGCAGCUGUUCAUAUUUUCUUUACAAGAAGUUGAUGAACACGAGUACGACUGUUGGGCAACAUUUAUCGAGCCGUGGGGUAGUAAGAUAUACAUAACUUGGAUCACUUUAGCGGUGUUUGUUCUCCCGGCUAUAAUUCUCAUAUUUUGUCAGAUCAAAAUAUGUUCGGGAAUUUAUUUUAAUAUGAAGAGGAAGGCAUUACAGUCAACAAACAACACCCGGGUGUUAAAUAAAGGAGUAUCAAGCUCCAUGCUGAAAACGGUUAAAAUGACAUUCGUUAUCAUUCUUGUGUACACGAUGUGCUGGAGCCCGUUUUUUGUUGUCCAGUUAUGGUCCGCGUGGAGUCCUCGUACCGCGCCAACCGAUGGUCCAACGUUUGUAAUCAUCAUGCUGUUGGCCAGUCUGAACAGCUGCACCAACCCCUGGAUCUACCUCAGCUUGACCAGCUCAAUUUCCAAGCAGGUCAAGCUAGCAUCACUGGAUUUUACAGCAGGGAGGUGGUGUCUGCAGAACGAGGUCAUAUUUUAG
Conger conger (European conger) is the source of this 1005-nucleotide messenger RNA. Its product is annotated as arg8-vasotocin receptor-like. Bases 1 to 1005 code for a protein of 334 amino acids. The record is from RefSeq and is a predicted model, not a curated record. NCBI's taxonomy places the organism in Eukaryota, Metazoa, Chordata, Actinopteri, Anguilliformes, Congridae. Gene Ontology annotation, molecular function: peptide binding; vasopressin receptor activity. The transcript is spliced from 3 exons. Gene Ontology annotation, biological process: regulation of systemic arterial blood pressure by vasopressin; G protein-coupled receptor signaling pathway; positive regulation of vasoconstriction. Gene Ontology annotation, cellular component: membrane.